This is a messenger RNA of Saprolegnia parasitica CBS 223.65, 10270 nucleotides long. RefSeq lists its product as hypothetical. The transcript is spliced from 22 exons. The record is from RefSeq and is a predicted model, not a curated record. Lineage: Eukaryota; Oomycota; Saprolegniomycetes; Saprolegniales; Saprolegniaceae. Gene Ontology annotation, molecular function: ubiquitin-protein transferase activity; protein binding. Bases 32 to 10270 code for a protein of 3412 amino acids.
CGGUCUCAACUGGUCCGACCACCGCAGCAGCAUGGAUGUGGAGCUUCUCGAAUGCAUCUUGUUCCGGAGACGAUCCGCGUUCUUGUCGACGCUCGUGACGCCCAAGCCACCGACGAUUGUCGACCCGGACCAGCCGCCGCUCUCGAGCAUGGAGAAGCGCACACAGGAGGGCGCGGCCGUCUUUUCGCCAUCGAACAUGGACCAGGAGCUCGUCGACGAAGAGUCUGUGUACAUUGGCCAGAGCAUCCUCCUCUCGCUUCUCGUGUCCCAGCACUGCCCCGAGUCGUUGCGCGCGACGCUCACCGACGUCUUCUCGACACACUGUAAGACUCUCUGCGAGACACUGGUCAAGCUUCUUUCGUCACCGUCGACGACGUGGAGUCCGAUGCUGUUUCUCUCGCUCCUCGGCGGUCUCCUCAUGCUCAUGGACGCACCCGAGCUCGUGCUCUCGACGCGCAUCGCGCUCGAUGCGAUCCCGCUCCUCGGCCGACUGCAGGCCGCGAUCGUCGAGAGUGGCCGCAAGGUCGACGACAACAGCGUCUUCCAUCCGCUCAAGCGCCAGCGCACGACGGCGCCGUACAGCGGCCGGCCGGACGAAGCGCCGAGUAGCAGUAGCAACCACAUGAGCUUUGCGACCGCCGUCCAGAUCAUGCUUGACAGCGUCGAGAGCACGAUGGCCGGCCCGACCAGCGACCUCGGGCUGCAGCACUCGUACGAGUCGAGCACGGCAGGCUUGCGCUCCGAGGACAUUGACUGCGUGCGCAUGAUCAUGCUCUAUCUGAACGUGUCGGGGCAGACGGCCAAGCAGCUCUUGCGCGCGUCCAAAACGGCCAGCAUGAUUCUGCCGUCGUCGGUCUCGAUGUUUGCCCAAGUCAUGCUGUACGUGGCGACGCACCCGAGCCAUUUGCCGCUCAUGCAAAUCGAGAUGGAGAUGGAGUGCAUCAAGAUGAGUCUGUCGCUGUUGUUUGAACUUCAAAUGACGAUUACGGCCGUCGAACACCAGGAAGAGCCCGUCCAGGUGCUCCACGAAGACGUGCAUCAAAAGCUGAUGCGCUGGAAGGGCGCGAUGGCCGUCCUCCUCUCGCUCGGCUGGACGAUCAACACAUCAGGGUGGUACCGGCUCGAGUUCUUCAAGGUCCCGCAUGGUGUGCCGCACCUCCAAGACGCCAAGCGGAUGCUCACCAAAUACAUUGCGAUCUGCGAGCUCCGACUCAAGCAGCUCAGUGACACCCACGCGUAUCUGCACCAGCAGCAGCAGAUCCGUCUCUCCAAGACCGAGUCGCCCGAGAUGGCGUUUGCGUGCCCGUGGACCGCGCACACGUUCCUCUCGGCGAACGAGCUCGUCGACCAUCUCUUUUGGCAGCCGCCGUCGGCCCACGGCACCUUUUCGGCGACAACGUUUCCGAGCUAUUCGAGCUGCCGCCACGAAGUGCUCGCGUCGGUCGGUCCGUCGCCGGCGUUCUUCUGGCACCAGUUUCUCCAACACGUAGCCCAUGUACAGACCCGGCUGCAGGCGCACUUGGUUCAGCUGCCAUUGCCGACGAAUGCGCUUUCGUUUGACUGCCUCCAUGUGGUGCCGCUCACGCCGUCUCACGACGUUGACUAUACGCUCGCGGCAGUAUACCCGACCGAGACGCGGCUCGUCCAAGCACUCGCGCCGCCGUCCAAAAGCUCAUCGAGCGACGCGAGCCAGUUUCUGCGGGCGCUCCAGGACGGCACCCUCUCGGACAUGAUGGAGAAGUGGCUGUGCGCGAUCCGUGGCCCGCUCCGGCGCCAGACGACGUCCGGCGUUGCGCGCGUCGAGCGCCUCGUGCUCAGCUUGGCGCUGAUGCUAUCGGACGCAGCUGUCGCUGGCAUCGAGCACUGUUUGGGUGACGCGCGAUUACAACCCGUGUUGGGGCCGUGGCGUCAGUUUUGCAUGUGGCUCGAGCAGCACGCGCAAAGCCAGCCAUCUUCGCUCUCGAAUCUCGAGGCAUGGUGCCUCUUUUUACAUCAGAUCUGGGUCGGGCCGUCCAUGGCGCUUUGGACGCAAGAGCCAUCGACGACGCAUGCGCUCGCCUCACUCUUUGAGUUUUUGCGCGCGAUGGCCGACACGCCGCUCACGCUGCCACUGCGCCAAACCGUCCUUAUGCAGCGCCGCGUCGUCUGGCUCCAGCUGCUCGGUCUGCACUUGCUUGCAGCGUCUUCGCCGGCCGUGCCCGGCCACACGCGUGCGUUGCAUGUGCUUUUGGAUCUAUGCCAUCGCCCGACGCGACUUCAACGCGCGACCAGCCGCGGCUGGCACCACCUCGUGCUGCAGUCGCAACAGUGGUCGCUCCCUCCCAAUGCGGCGCCACUGCUGCACUGUUUAUGGCAGCAACCCAUUGCAUCCGUCUCGCCAUUGCGUCGUAAUCCAUGCCAAGAAGGUGCGUUGCGCUUGCUGCUGCAGACGCCGAUGCCAAACGAGGCGACGUGGGCGUCGGCGCUGUCGAUGGUCGCCGCGUCGAGCCCCGAGAACGUUGACGUGACGCAACUCGUCCUCGACUUUCUCGGUCGCGUGGUCGACGAUGCAAGUAGCGUCGAGAAGGCGACAGCGCUUGCACGCAUUGCGCUGGCCUGGCUGGCGGUACCCGACGUGACAAGCCAGUGGCGCGACGCGAUCGUCUAUCCGCUCUUGGCGCAACUCCCGCGAUGGCCGAUCACGACACAACGCCAAGUGCUCUCGCUGUUACCGACGGUAGUACGGCACCUGUCGCCGGAUCCGCCGGUGGUCCAGUUUCUCUUGUGCCUCGCCGCGUGCCAGGAAACAUGCGAUGCGCCGCACCCAACGUUUCUUAGCGGUCGUGUUGUCCUGAACGAUGGCUCUGUCUACAGCGACCCGUCGCUGUCGUUCCAGGCGCUCGACGUGCUGCGGCAGCUCUACGCGUCAACGCGCUGGGUUGCAUGCGUGCGCGACGCCCUCGACACUGCGCUAUGGGGUGAUGUAAUGGACCACGCCAACGCCAUGUCUCAACUGAUGGCGCUCGGAGCGCUCAUGCUCGCAACGACCGCCAUCUCGCCGUCGUACGCGCUGUACCCGGGCCAGCGCGUCGCUGCCACGCCGACCGAUGACGCAUCCAUUGAAGCGCUGAGCCAGGCACAGGUCAACCGCGGCGUUCUCCUUGGUCUGCGCGUCGAUCCGCAAACGUGCCGCGCGUCUGCGUCGUGCCUCUUUCUCUCGCGGUCGGUCGCGUCGCUCUACUACACGACGCAGUGCUCACUGGGGCUGCUGGCGCUGGCUUCGCCGCUCCUCGCGUGUCUGCCGAGUGACCUCUCGAGUCAUUGCGCACGCGUCGAGCGGCAACUCGAGGUCGUGCCCAACGUUCUUGCGACGCCAGUAGGUCUCUGGUUGCUCCACGCCCUCUGCACGCUCCUCGAUCUCGGCCAUCUCGACAAGCACAAGUGGACCGCGUGGCUUUUGGAGAUCGCGGUGGCGCCGUCGACGAUUCCAGUGCCGGCGUGCGUGCAGUCGUGUUUGGCGCUGCAGCCGCCGACGUACUGGCAGGCACAAGGCGUGUACCGGUCGAUGGCGGCCGAGUGUGACCGUGUCGCGCGACUCGUGGCGACCACGGGGUCGUCGCCAUUGCUGAGCGGAUUACGUAUGCACCCGCGCCUGCCCGACGUGGCCGACGCCUCGUUGCCGCCGACGUCGGCGACGCGGUUGCCGAUCGAUGACAUUUUGACGCCGACGCUGCUGUCGCGGCUCUCCAACACGCCGCCUUCGAUCGCCGACUCGGACGAUAUGGCGCGCUUGCUGAGCAUGGGCUGGUCGGCGCCGAUUUGCGCGUACGUGCUGCGGUACUAUCCCGGCAACUUUGAUGGCGCGCUGCAAUGGUUGACGUACGAAGGCAACUCGGAGGACGUCCACCGACUCCGUGUGACGGGCGCGUUGGCCCCACCGGACCCACCGCUCGUGCCACACUUUUACCACCACGUGCCGGUCGUCGACGCGCUGCGACAAGUGCCACGCGAGUGCUUUGUGCCGCAUUUGUACCAAAAGGACAUCGAGGUCGACGCGGCGGUGCAGCACCCGCUCGGGUACACGGUCCCCAACAUGGCUCAGUGCUACCAGCUCGUGCACGCGCUCGACGUCAAGCCAGGCCUCUCGGUGCUCGACGUGGGCACGGGCUCGGGGUAUUUUGCGACGCUGCUCGCCCACCUCUACGGCGACCGGCUGCGCGUCACGUCGUGGGAGCGCGACGUGCAUCGCUUGGCGUACGCGUAUCUGCACAUGGCGCGCAGCGUCCACAGCGAGCCGCUCCGGCGACCCGCGUUCUUUGAUGCGAUCGAGUUUCGCGUCUGCGAUGCGUUUGCGCCGACCGACGACUGCCGCGGCGCUGUGUUUGACCGCGUCCACAUUGGCGCGUCGUGCCCGCGCGAGAGCGUUCAGCUGCUCUUUGAACUUGUGGCCGACCACGGCGUCAUGGUCGUCCCCAUUGACGGCACGCUGCAUCGUAUUGAAAAGACGGCGCGGCACUGGCACGACUGCCGCUGCCUCGUGCUGGGCGCGCUCAGUAUUGAGAGUCUGGUGGCGCCGUCGGUCGAGCUCCUCGCGCGGGUGACGCCGACGCUGCAGCACCAUGCGGUCCAAGUCGCCCAAGGCCUCCAUGCAUUUGAAGAGCGGGCGAGCGCCGAGAAGCCGCUCGUGCUCAGCUGGAAUGCCGAGGACCCGUACGCAGUCGGCUCGUCGCCACACACGUUGUGGUGUGCGCCGCUUCUGACGCCGGGCAUGGCCGUGCGCGUGCAGUCAGAGACAAAUGAGCUCGUCCAGCGUGGUCUCUCGGACGCCGGCUUUGUCGUUGUCCGACUUGGUGGCCCGCGCUGCCAGCUCCAAGAGCUCUCGAUGGGCGUCAAGAUCAGCGACGCAUCGCUCAAGGUGUCGAAUCGAGGCAGCUUUGGCACGGCGUGCGCCAACGUGGCCGUGCGCGGCGGUGGGCGCUGGUUUUACGAGAUCCGCAUUGGCACCUCGAAAGUGAUCCAGAUCGGAUGGGUCCUUCCCGGCUUUGACCCGAACCCCGAGAGCGGCCUCGGCGUUGGCGACGACGCGUUCAGCUACGCGUACGACGGGCGGCGCAAGAAAAAGUGGUUUUGCGGUCGCAACGAAGAGUACUGCAAGCAAAUGUGCAAGGCCGGCGACGUGGUCGGCUGUCUCUUGGACCUCGAUGCCGGGACGAUGACGUUUUACCUCAAUGGCGUCUCGCUUGGUGUGGCCUUCUCGGGCCUCGAACGCGACAUUCUGCACGGCGGCUAUGCGCCCGCUUGCUCCAUGGACGGCGGCGAGUCGGUGUGGUUCAACUUUGGCGCGACCCCGUUUCUGUACCCGCCACCGCCGUCGCCGCCGUUCUGCGCCUUGACGCACUUUACGUACCCACCGCUACCGACGCCAUCGACGUUGCCGCUUGCGAUUGUCGAGUCGGUCGAUCGGGACGCAUGCCGCGUCGUGGUCCGUGCCAACGACGUCGAGCACGUCGUGCCGCUGGAGAGCGUCCGGCCGAUCGACGACCCACUUGCGUCGUGGAUCCCGCCAUCGCUUGCCUCGAGUGACUUGACGUCCAUCCAACGAUCCUUGGUACAGCACGAAGCGAUCGCGGGUCUGCGUUACUGGCUCUUGACGUCGAUGCGUCCGUCGCUGCGCCUUGCCGACCAAGCGCGGCUGCUGGAAGUCACGUCCGAAGGCCGUGUGUGCCCGCAGCAUCUCUGCUUGGACAACUUGUGUGACGACGACGCGUCGUGGAUGCGCGAGACGAUGACGUCGCAGCUGCAGCAGCGUCACGUCCCCGACAUGAUGGUCGUCGAGGCGUCGCGGCAUCCGCUGAGCACGCGGCUGAUUGCUGUCUCGGUCAACGUGUCGAGCUGCCUCAAGAUGAUCCGGACGCACCUCGGCGACGUCGACGCGCACUUGGAGAAGGGUCAGACGCGCGCAGCGUUUACGUUGCUCCAGCGCAUCACGGACGUGGUGCUGGAAAAGACGAAUCGGGAGAGUGGCGACCAUUUGCAGCGGUGCCGACUCGCCCUCGACAAGGUCUACCAAGCCAUCCGCACGGCCGACAUGAGCUACCACCACGAGAUGAAUCUGCACUUGGACCACUUGAUCUCGCUCGAGCACCGUCGCAACCCGCGGCCGAUGCUGGAAAAGGUCAUGGAGCUCAAGAAGGCCCUCCAGACGUUUGAAGAGCUGGUCGCGCCCACCUCGAUCGUGCCGAUCGAGACGGUCCACGGCAAAUACGUGGGGAUUGCGUCGGCCACCUCGCUCCUCGUCGAAUUCGACACGCGGACGUCGCGGUCGCAUUGGAAGCUCGUGUUUUACGCCGAUGCGGCGUGCACGCGCCGGCUGCCGUGGGUCCUCUCGCGCGACGGUCUCCGACCAUUUGUCGUGCCCGCGAGCCACUUUUACUACUCGUUUGUGCCCGACUUGGCCGCCAACAUGACGUCCGAGUGGGGCUACGCGUUCCGCGUGACGCCGUAUCGCACGUCGUCGCCGCCGCUCUGGGCGCCAUGGCCCGCCGACGCGCGCCUUUUCCAUGGCAACUUGUCGUCGAGCACAAACCUGGUCGAGUGGCUCCAGACGGCGCUGGUCUACUGCCGCAUGCCGGGCGCGCGACUCAAGGAAGAUGUCAUGGCGUGGGUGCUACGCGUGCUGCCGUCGUCGUUGGACCCGACAUCGACCAAGCCGCUCCUCGAGCACUUUCUCUACUGUGCCUUGCCCGAGCUCAACGUGCUUUUUCGCGACUCGGUGCGCUGGCAGCUGCACAACAAUCGGUACUUUCAGAUGCUGCUGCAACUCUGCACGUCGCUUCUCGCGGCGCUGCCGUCGUACGCGCCGCCGUCCUACAGCGUCGAAGCGUUUGGGUACCACGCCGAGGUGCACCCGUGGCACGCCGACCUCGUUGCCACCGUCGACGGGCUCCGGCAACUGCAAGUGGCGCAUACGGUCGACGUCGCGCGCUGGCGACCGGUCGUCGAGAGCCACUUUCACUCGCUUCGAGUGCUCAAAGAGGCGCUCAAGCAGUUUGAAGCGUCCGUCAAGUCGGACGUGCAGCGCUGGCACAAGAACCGGCGCGAGUGCUGGCUCCGCCAAGUCGAGCAGGCGUACCACCCGGCGCUGCUCGCGCCGCUGCUCUGUGUGUUUAAUGAUACGCUCUCGGCGAGCUCGCGCGACGGCGGGUGGGGCUCGGAGAAAACAAAGUGGCUGCGCAACGUGCACGCAGCGUGUACGGUCGGUGCGAUCGCACGGCAGCUGCUCGUAUUGGCAGGGUGCAUCGACACGGACGCGCACAGCCCCGCGUGGAGUUGCCAGAGCUACGAUUGGCGCAAGGCGGUGGUCAACCUCACCAAGGAACCGUUCCUCGCCGACACGCUGCUACCGGCGGCGGCGAUUUGGUGCGAUGGAAGCCUCUUGCCGGACGUGGCCGAGUCGUCGCCGCGCGCGCAGACCAUCUUUGAAGACAACGCCAAGCUCUUCCGCGUCCGGGAGGCGCGCAAUGUGCACGUGCUCGGGUCGUUUGAGGAUUUGGUGCUGCUUCGGAAGCUCAGCAUUCGCAUUCCGAAAAAGUACUCGAACACGCCGGUCGUCGCCGGCCUUGUCUUUGUGUACCACGAGAAUCCCACCGCCCAUGACAUGGAGAAGCUCCGCGAGUACGACCACUUUACGAGCGACAAGUACGAGGCGUACGUGACGGCGAUGCGUCAGCAGCAAAUGAUUCCGCUGCCGGGCGACCCGAUUGGGUACUUUGACGUGGGCUCGCCCCACUUUUUGCAGGGCAACAAUGUCAUUACCGUCGUACCCGAGUUUGCUAUCAUGGGACGCGUCGUCGUCAUCAAGCUUCUUCGUUGCUACAACAUCCGGGCCAUGGAAGAUUUGGCCGACGCGGUCAAGCGGGACGAAGAGCACGGCGGGCCGAAAGACCGCGCGCUGCACAACCCCGUGUACCUCUGGUGCUACAAGCCGCACGAGGAGUGGCUUGCGUACCCGCUGGACGUCGAGUACAUGCUCGAGACGCAGUACCAAGCGUACUGCAGCGGCGAAAGCUUGGCCAGCCACGCGGACAACAUUGUCGUCGGCUGCGACCACGUUGUCGUGGACUUUACGCGCAUGCUCAUGCAGACACCGAGCGGCGACGAGCUCAACAAGAUGUCGACGCUCUGCCGCGUUAAGCGCCUCGUCGUGUCGGUGGAUCUCAAAGUGAAGCUCACGUCGCACCAUUCGAUGGAGGUCGAGUACGUCGGUCUCUACGGCCUCGCGGGCCAGGCGGCCCAAGAUGCCUACUCGUCCUGGACGCUGCAGUACCACAACAAGUUUACGAAUGCGAUGACGGCCAGCGCCCCGAGUGGCAGCGACCACGAGAUCUACCGCGUCUUGAGCGAGAAGGCGCCCGUGUACGGCUUCCCGACGCUCUCGGCCUCGAUCGCAUUCCAUGUCUUGUAUGGCGAGACCGUCGUCGUCUCGCGUCGUCUCGGGCGCUGGGGCCGGCUCCUCCAGCACCCGGCUGCGCCGGACGCGUGGGUCCUCCUCGACUCGCACCAGCCGUCCUUCUUUCGGAUACCGCGGGCACAGGCCGCCGCCCACGCCGCCGUGCCUUGGCUCCUAGAUGUGUUUUGCGUGGCGCCCGCCGGCGAUGCGUACAAGGGUGUCAUCGUUGCCGACCUCCCGCACUUUGUGAGCACGACGCUCGUCGACGUCGUCAACAAACUGCGCGAGGUGCGAGGGCGCUGCGCACUGAGCCUUGUUGCCAACGACGUGAGUCAGUUCUUCGACUCGGACGCGGGUCGCGUCGCGAGCCAGAGCCUCCAGUCGUUCCCGCUGCCCGUGCUCAUGGGUCGUCUGGACAUUCUCCGGCACCUCAACCAACGCCUCGUGCCGUACGUGAUGCUGCUCGGGAUCGGCUCGACGCUCUCAACGCAGCACCCCACGUGGCUCGCGGGGCUCGUCACGCACGCCAAGAGCCUUCUCUUUCUCGAGACGAAAAUGGCCGUUUGGAAGAAAAUCUGGAGCGAAUCGUACAGUCUCGAGCGGUCGUCCGAGGUGGUGAGCAUCAACCGCCACAUUGCGUUCAAGGUGCGACCCGAGCUCAUGGCGUCGCGGUCGUCGCUGGACAUGGAUCGGCUCCGAGAUGCAUACGCGUCCACGGUCUUUUGCCAGCUCUUUGACGAGCUUCGCCACACGCCACCGGCGCUGCUGCGACGCAACGACGGCAAGUCGUGGUUCACCAAGUUCAAGGGCGAGCCGUCGAUCGACGAUGGCGGUCUCUACCGCGAAACCAACGCGACCGUCUGCUACGAGCUCAACCACGGACUCGUGCCACUUUUCGUACUCUGCGCCAACGGCCAGAACGCCGACGGGUUGCACCAAAACACGCUUGUGCCCAACGUGGCGUGCCUGCAGUGGGUCGAGUGCUGCGACUGGUACAGCUUUGUCGGCGUCCUCAUGGGCAUUGCGACGCAGAACCUCGAAGAAGUGUUUCCAAUCGCACUCGCGCGGCCGAUCUGGAAGCUCCUCGUCGGCGAGCAACUGCGACCCGACGACCUCCCGAGCUUUGAUGCGGCGGCGGCGCGCACGCUUACCUUUCUGCGGGACCCGAGCAUGGACCAAGACACGUUUGACGCCGCGUUCCCGGACCUCACGUUUACGUGUCUUUUGAACGACGCUGUCGAAGUCGAGAUUGUGCCCAACGGCCGACGUCGCCGCGUCGGCUUUGGUGACCGGCUGGCCUAUGCGUCGGCGCUCGAGCAGUACAAGCUGCACCAAUUUGACGACGCCGUCGCGUACAUUGCACGUGGUCUCAAGUCGAUCGUGCACGCCGAGCUGCUUGCGAUCUUUACGUGGAAAGAACUCGAGCUCCUCGUGUGCGGUCGGCCAACGCUCAACAUGGAGCUGCUCAAGAAGAAGACCGAGUACUCGCCCGACAUGGACAGCCACGACACGCUCGUGCUUCGCUUUUGGCGCACGCUGGCAUCCUUUACGCCCGACGAGCAGCAACAGUUCCUGCAGUUUGUGUGGGGGCGGUCCCGCCUUCCGUUCAGCGAAGUCGACUUUGGCACGUACACGUUCAAGCUCGUGCGACACAUGAGCGGUGGCAACCCGGACGAGUACCUCCCGGUGGCGCACACGUGCUUCUUCCAGCUCGAGCUGCCCAACUACUCGACCGAUGAGAUUAUGCGGACCAAGCUGCUGUACGCCAUGACGCACUGCACGUCGAUCGUCGACGAGGAGCAAGCGGCGCAGCAGCGGGACAUUGCGCUCUGGGACUCGUAG